UUGUCAGGUCUCUUUGGUGGGUUUAAAAUGGCAUCAAGCUACGUUUCACUUGUGAAGGAAAGCAUUGUGCUGCUUGAUAAGUUCAGAGCUGACAGGCGAUGUCUGGAUGACUUUAUAGAGGAUGCUUUGAAGGAUCUGGAGACAACUGAUACUCUUCAGAGGACAUUUAUCCUUGAUGUUGUUUCUGGAUGCACUGAAUACAAAAAGUUGUUGGAUGUUGUUGUCAAUGCAUUUUAUGGCCAGAAGGGGAAACAGCUGUCCAGAGGUGAUCACAGCCAGUAUGUCGUUAUUUGCUACCUCACCAUGUUUGCUCUUGAUGAACUUGGCCUGCAGCACUUUUGCAACAUUGUCAAAUCUCUGGGCAUCAAGAAGAUGCACACAUUCUUGAGUUUCUUCUUCUCAAACCUUACUUCAUGGAUACAAGAAGAGUGGAACGGUAUAUAUGAUGCUGCCUUUGUGGAGAAGCACUGGAUGGGCCCAUUGCUCAGGUGGCGUCCUGAGAUCAAUACCCUCAUGGAUCAGCUUGCUGCCAAAAUAUCUCAAGGGAGUCAGAUCAAGAAAGCUCCAGUUAAAACCACCAAGCCCCUGGAGUUCUCACUGACCAAACCUAAACCCAGACCUCUUCUGAUGCCAGAGCUCAUCCCACAGCAGGAAAAAUGCAAACCAGUACCAGACAGCACCUACAGGGCUCCGAAGGAGACACAGAUAAUAGGAGAGAUCAAAGAAAAGAACCAUCAAAAGGCUGAGGAGCUUCUGUAUGAGGCAAAUAUAACACAGUUCAGAUGUGUAAAUCCACAAAAGUCUGAACACACUCAGAGAUCGGUUGCCCAGAUUAUGGAGGAACAGGACUCAAAGCUCCAGUUUAACUCAUUUCAAGCCUCUGGACUUCCUCCCACUAUUAAGCGGGCUAACAGCCGUUCCGUCAAGCUGAACAACGCGGCCAUUCUGAGGAGAGAGGCUCUGUGCGACCGUGAGGUGGAGAAGGAGCUGCAGAGAAUCCAGCAGCUGUUGCAGGGAGGCCGAGAGCCUUCAUCCUUCCUGCAGUGGCAGAGGGAGAUGCUCCAGAGGGACCUUCAGGAGAGGCUGCCCAUGAUCGAGCGAAAACGCCUGGAGACACGGAUCACUGACGAGGAGGUGGCUUUGGCCCGUAAACAAGUUGUGGAGCGUAACCAGAGGGCUGCACAGCUAAAGAAAGAAGAAACUGCCCAACUGAUGCAGAGAUACGCCGAAAAGCGUUUGCAAGAGGAAAAAGAACUGAGAGACUUGGUGCAACAGGUCGCAGAGGGCCACAAGAAUUCAAAAGCAGCUCAAGAGAAACUGCAGAAGUGGAAGCAAAGCAUUGUGAAGGAAGUCUCGCAGCAAAGCCAGGAGCUCCUUCGUCAAGCACUAGAAGAAGAACAAGCAAAGCUUCACAGACGAUUUGAGAUAAUCCAUGAAAUCCACUCCAUCGAAUCGCUUCCUCACAUCAGAGUCAACAAAUUUGACGAAACGCAGACUGCAGGCCACGAGCUGAGGGCGGAGAUGUCGCUGGCCGAGCUGAAGGAGCGGCUGGCCCUGCUGAGGGCGGCGCGGCAGUCAGAGGAGGAGGAGAGACGGAGCCACAUCCUGGAGGAGAAGCAGCAGCAGAAGAAGCUCCUGCUGGAGAGGCUGGACGCCAUUGAAACCCACAGAAGAGAACUCGUAAAGGCUUCUGACACCAGGAAAGAGGAGAAGAAGGCCAAGCAGGACUUCUUCCAGCAGGUGGUGGCUCAGGAUGAGACUGUUUUGGCUCUAAGGAGGAAGCUCGAGGAGAAAAAACAGGAGCGCCAGAGAUGGAAACACACGGAAAGCAGUGACGCCAAACCCAGUAGACGGACAACGGCGCCCACUGUGGGCCACGCGGGGAACCACAGACAGAGUUUAAAUGAGAAAAGCUGGGAGGAGCUCGAACAGAACUUAAUGCGCUGCAUCCAGGACACUCCGGAUGACAUUUCAUGGAGAGAUACACCUAAAACUCAAUAUUAAUAUGUUAAAUGUUGCAACAUUUAAUAUAUAUAUAUAUAUACAUAUAAUUUUAAAAGUAAACAACUUCUCUCUUUGCUCAUAAAAUUCAGUUUCAUACAUAAAAACCUGACUCAUCAACACAGAUUGCU
This is a messenger RNA of Menidia menidia (Atlantic silverside), 2132 nucleotides long. The record is from the annotation of a GenBank genome assembly. NCBI's taxonomy places the organism in Eukaryota, Metazoa, Chordata, Actinopteri, Atheriniformes, Atherinopsidae.